AUGUCCAAAUCUAUGAUUCACCGUAAGGAGGCUAGAACUAUAUGGCUGGAACUAAAAGACCGCUUCGAUCAAACAAAUUAUGUUGCUCUGUUCCGAAUCGAAGGCAACAUUCACAACUGUGAGCAGGGAAGUCGUUCCGUCACGGCCUACUACACGGACUUGAAAGGGAUGUGGGAUGAGAAAGAUGUCCUAUGUUCUUUCCCUUCCUGCACCUGUGACGCAGCAGCAGAGAUUAACAAAUUCCUUGAGACACAGAAGAAAAUGAAGUUUCUUAUGGGUUUGAAUGAAAGCUUUGAACAAACUCGUGGAAACAUAAUAGGAAUGGAUCCUCUACCAAGUUUGAGUAAGGCGUAUGCCAUUGUACAUCAGCAUGAGAAACAAUCACAGGUUGCGGCAGACAAAGCCACUGCCGUACCAGAAUCUACCGCUUUCACCAUCAAAGUUUUGGGCCGAGAAUCUAAUGUUGUAGAGAGGGAAGCUGCAGACUCCUCCAUCAACUCUGUCAAGAGAGGGAAUCGAAUUCAACGACCUGAAGGAGGAAGUGAUUUUCAUCGAUCAGAAGGGGGAGGCAAGUACUAUGAGAAGUGUGAUAUGACUAACCAUAGUACCAAAUACUGCAGAGCUCACGUCAUAUGUUCCUACUGCAACUUGAAAGGACAUUCACAACCGUAUUGCCGCAAACGGAAGAACGAUAUUGCGAAUGAAAGGUUGCAACAGCCCAAGGCGAACCUUGUUGGAGUACAGGACGCCUCAGAGGGACACAAUGAUGGAUUUCCUCUCACAAAACAAGAAUGUCAACUCUUUCUUAACAAGCUCAUAGCCCAAUCACAAUCAUCUGCUGCAAAUUUGGUCGGUAAUAUACAAAACUAUGAAGAGUUAUCGGGUAAAGUUCACCAAAUUUCACAAAAUAGCACUAAGCCUUUUUGGAUCUUAGAUAGCGGUGCCACUGAUCAUAUUGUUUGUAGUCCUAAACUCCUCUCCUCCUACCAAACGGUUCCUAACCGAAGGGUGAAGUUACCAGAUGGCACUUCAGUUUAG
This is a messenger RNA of Rosa chinensis, 1038 nucleotides long. RefSeq lists its product as uncharacterized. The record is from RefSeq and is a predicted model, not a curated record. The coding region runs from base 1 to 1038 and encodes 345 amino acids. The transcript has a single exon. NCBI's taxonomy places the organism in Eukaryota, Viridiplantae, Streptophyta, Magnoliopsida, Rosales, Rosaceae.